GUACUGUCCGGCUUUUCUAGGUUCUCAGUCCUCGGUGCAGCACAGCUGGAGUCUGACCAUGCGAGUUGUGCUGCGAGACAUUCUCAGUCGCUGUUCGAUAAGACACCUCGCUCGUGCUCGUUGGAUCGCUUGUCAAUCGCGUAGGAACGUAACAAGUUCUUGCAAUUUACAAGUAUCAUCGUCGGCCGUAGAUGCUAUUGCGCUAGUAUCAGCACAUGUGGCCCACUGCAGGCCGUUUCCGAAGCGCACUCACACCUGUAAAUCACUAUCGUCUAAUGAAGUUGACCGCCGGGUCGUGUUGACCGGCUGGCUUCUCCCAGAAAGAAAAGUCAAUAAGGAACUGUCGUUCUUCAACUUGAGGGAUCCAUACGGUACAUUACAACUCGUUGUAGCUGCAAAUACAUGCGGAGAAGCUCUAUCAAGAAUGCGUGACAUACCCACCGAGUCGACAGUGCUGCUGCAGGGAUUAGUUAAGGCGCGAACGGAGGAUCAUCGGCGGCCUUAUCCUGGUGGUGACAUCGAGAUUCUGGUCGAAUCGUUCAUGUUACUGAACCCCGCUGAUCGAAGCCUACCUUUCAUGCCAAACGACACCCAAAAUCUGGCGAAUGAACACCUCAGAUUGCGUUAUCGCUACCUCGACCUCCGCCGAGACGCUCUUUCCAGCAACUUGAAGAAGCGCAGCGAAGUAGCUCAUAUAAUAAGAACGGUCCUUCAUGAACAAGACUUCACUGAGGUUGAGACCCCCGUUUUGCUGAAAUCUACACCGGAAGGCGCCAGGGAGUUCCUGGUACCCACCCGCGUGACGACUAACCCCGCCGAGGAUGGUUCACCUGAAUCGCAUCAACCCACGUCGCAGCCGCUCUUCUACGCUCUUCCGCAAUCCCCGCAGCAGCCCAAACAGCUGUUGAUCGCUUCCGGGGCUAUCGAUCGGUAUUACCAGCUCGCCCGCUGCUUCCGUGAUGAAGACGGAAGAAAGGACCGGCAGCCUGAAUUCACACAAGUUGAUCUUGAGAUGGCAUGGGUCAGCUGGGGAGAACAUACGAACGCGAAGGGCCACCAAGUUGAUACUAAAGUCUCGACCAGCGUUGAUGAGGAUAACGGGACUGACCUUUCCCGCUCACCGGACAGUUGGAGAAUCGGCGGACAUGAGGUUCGGGAUAUUGUCGAGAGACUUGUCCGCAGAGUCUGGUUGGAAGUCGAGGGAGUCGAGCUACCCGCCAAGUUCAACGUCACGACAUAUGACACGGCGAUGGGUCGCUACGGUAGUGACAAGCCUGAUUUGCGCUUCAAAUUAGAGAUUGAGGAUAUCACUCCGUAUUUACCUCUUUCCAUGCGUCAAUUGCUGGCUUCCACAGGAGAAAUUAUUGAAGCUCUUGUGGUGCGAAGAUCGCGGUCGACUGACGUCCCAUUUCUUGGAGCUGUUGAAGAACUUCAUGCAAAAGGAAUAACUGGCACGGAAUCCGUAGAUGUGCCAACUGGUGCUGAUACAACAUGGGUCAAGCAGUCAAAAACACUGCAAGAGGUCUUGACGAAGUUGGAAGAGGGCACUGAGAAUCAAGAGCUCCCACAUCUAACUGAAGCACUUGAUUUAAACAUGGGAGGGACAGUUUGGCUCACGAGACGCCGUCGCAGACCAGAGGGAGGUUCCACUGCUCUUGGCCGUGUUCGUCUUGAGCUAGCGAGUCUCGCACAAAGUAGAGGGGAUCUCACGCUUCCGUGCGAUCCUCACUUUCUCUGGGUCACCGAGUUUCCGCUGUUUACUCAUGCGGACACCGACAAGGAGUUCUUAGCCCAUGGGAGGUGGAGUAGCUCUCACCAUCCGUUCACGGCUCCAAUGUGGCAAGAUAUCGAAAAGAUGUACGGUGGCGAUGUGGCUGAGGUGCGAGGACAGCACUACGAUCUCGUCCUGAACGGCGUAGAAAUCGGCGGCGGGUCGGUCAGGGUCCACGAUGCAGCUAUGCAAGGAUACAUUUUCGCACAGAUUCUGCAGCUGGACGAUCAUGAGACCAACUCAUUUGAGCACCUCCUGCAUGCUCUGCGAUGUGGAGCUCCUCCUCAUGGGGGAUUCGCUUUCGGGUUCGACCGCCUCAUGGCUAUUCUAUGCAAAACGGAGAGCAUCCGCGAUGUCAUCGCUUUCCCGAAGACUGGCGCCGGUACAGAUCUGCUGUUCAGGAGCCCCGCCCCCGCUAGUGCAUCUGUGCUAGCACAAUAUGGCAUUCGCCCGCGGUAGCCUGCUUCGUGUGGAUACUCUGGAUGCAUAAUCAAUCCCAAUGCUAUUGAUAUAUGGACCAUAUAUAUAAGACAUUUUCGAGAGGCAGGCGAAGAGGUAGCGGAUGCCCAAGGUA
This is a messenger RNA of Laetiporus sulphureus 93-53, 2345 nucleotides long. RefSeq lists its product as uncharacterized. Gene Ontology annotation, molecular function: ATP binding; nucleic acid binding; aspartate-tRNA ligase activity. Gene Ontology annotation, cellular component: mitochondrion; cytoplasm. The transcript is spliced from 12 exons. The record is from RefSeq and is a predicted model, not a curated record. The coding region runs from base 59 to 2230 and encodes 723 amino acids. NCBI's taxonomy places the organism in Eukaryota, Fungi, Basidiomycota, Agaricomycetes, Polyporales, Laetiporaceae. Gene Ontology annotation, biological process: aspartyl-tRNA aminoacylation.